AUGACCGACAAAUGGGGCGGAAAGGAGCUAUCGUCCUGGUUCGGUGUCAAUCUCCUCAGACGGACCAAUGCGCUUGUUACGCCAUGGUUUACUUGUCUUUAUCUGCUGUGGGAAGGCCCAUCGAUCCGCAAAUCACCACCUCAUGCUCAUGUGGCCGCACUUGAGGCUGCUGCAGACCCAUCCAUCACACCAAAGCCCAAGAUCUUCGAUGAAUUCGCGCUAACCGAUCGUGUUGGGCUUGUCUCGGGAGGAAAUAGGGGCCUUGGCCUGGAGAUGGCUCUUGCAUGUUGCGAAGCUGGUGCACGCGCCGUGUACUGCUUUGAUCUCCCAGAGAAGCCAUCAGAUGAAUGGAUCGCAAGCAGAGAUUACGUUGCGAAGCUAGGCAACAACUCGCGGCUUGAGUAUUUCAGCGCGAAUGUCACUGAUCAACAGACGCUUUGGAAGAAGGCGGAGGAAAUUGGCGAUAAGGAGGGAAGAAUGGACUUUUGUGUCGCUGCGGCUGGUAUUCUCAGGUCACACACAGACUGCCUGGAAUAUCCGGCGCAAGAGUACAAAGAGGUCCUGGAUGUCAACGCCAGUGGCGUCCUUUUCACUGCGCAGGCUGCUGGCAGACAGAUCAUCAUUCUUAUCGCAUCGAUGUCAGGCAGCAUCACUAAUAGAGGCCACGCCUGGGUCUCAUACAACACCUCCAAGGCAGCUGUCCUGCAGAUGGCUCGUAGCAUGGCUUGUGAGCUCGGUGAAAAGAAGAUUCGCGUCAACUCGUUGUCUCCAGGCCAUAUCUACACCAGUAUGACCGCAGCAUAUCUGGACAAACAACCGCACCUCUUCGAUGUGUGGUCUAGUAUGAACCCUCUGGGCCGACUUGGACGCCCUGACGAGUUGCGCGGUGUAGUGACGUGGUUAGCAUCUGAUGCAUCAACGUUCUGCACGGGUAGCGAUAUCAUCGUCAGCGGUGGUCACCACUCCUGGUGA
Molecule: messenger RNA, 972 nt
Organism: Suillus clintonianus
Lineage: Eukaryota; Fungi; Basidiomycota; Agaricomycetes; Boletales; Suillaceae
Product: sorbose reductase sou1
Exons: 8
Coding region: 1-972 (323 amino acids)
Cellular component (GO): intracellular anatomical structure
Molecular function (GO): oxidoreductase activity, acting on NAD(P)H, oxygen as acceptor
Source: RefSeq, a predicted model, not a curated record